ACCAUUUGAAUAGAAAUAACUGCUGUCGUCAUCUAUACCGUCAGUUUUUCGCAACUCCACACUACUUAUUCCCAAAACCAUCAUCUAAAUUUUUCUCUACAGGGCUGUUACAAAGCAAGGAGGGAAAGUCACACAAUCAGAGCACUACAAGUUAAGACCACCACACACAGAGACAAUUAUGAUCUCGCUAGACUUAACCCAGGAGGACCUUCCCACUGAUACCAGCAUCCGCUUGAAUGAAGUCAUCAAAUGCAUUGCUAAAGCCAAAAAAUGCACCGUAUUAACAGGAGCAGGGAUAUCAUGUAAUGCCGGGAUCCCUGAUUUCAGGUCCUCAGAUGGAUUAUACAACUUGGUGAAACAACGACAUCCCCUGAAGAUCACCCGGGGUCAGGACUUGUUUGACAUUUCAUUGUUUCGGGAUGAAAUUUCCUUGAGUUUGUUUUGUACGUUUAUGGAAUCUCUAUACAAGUCAAGUUUGAAGGCCACCGCCACGGAGACACACAAAUUUAUCAAAGUGUUGAAGGACAAGAAUAAGUUGUUGAGAUGCUAUACCCAGAAUAUCGACUGUUUAGAACUGACUAUGAAUUUAAAUUUGGGGAUAAAUUUGAAGGAGUUUGACAAUAGCAAGUUUAACGAAGUGUGGAAAAACUUGGAUGUGGUGCAGUUACAUGGGAACUUGCAUAAACUUUCAUGUACUUCCUGUUUCAGUAAUUUCGAUUGGAAUGAAAAGUUUCAGAGUAUGUUGAGUCAAGGGUUGAAUCCUGAGUGUUCGGUUUGUUAUGCAAAGUAUGAAGAGAGAUUAUACUCGGGAAAGAGACUCACGGGGAAUAUCGGGGUGUUACGUCCAGAUAUUGUAUUAUAUGGAGAGAACCACCCACAGUCAGAAUUAUUAUCCCAAGGGCUUAAUGUUGAUUUGAGAAGCAAACCGGAUUUGUUAAUUAUUAUGGGUACUUCUUUAAAAGUCGACGGGGUCAAGCGAUUAGUUAAAUGUUUAAGCAAGUCUAUCCAUGAAAAGGGAGGCAAGGUGAUAUUCAUAAACAAGACUCCCCUUUCCAAGCAAUGGAAGAAUGUCAUUGAUUAUGAAGUUCUCACAGAUUGUGAUGAUUUUGUGAGAAUAUUAAAACGCGAAAUUCCCGACUUGUUCUUGACCCAAGAACAACUCGACAGUAAGAAAUUGAACAAUCCAAUCACAGAACAGCUUCCAGCUGUCAAACGAGAACCAAAAGUAAAAUCAGAGCCAAAAGUAAAACAAGAAAUACCGAAAUCCAAAGUGAAACGAGAAGUCAAAAAAGAGAUACUAACUCCGCCAACCACCCCCACAAAGAAACGUUCACCAGCACCAACAUUGAAACGGAAAAGAGCUUCCACCACCAAAGACCCUGCUUGUAAGAAACUUAAGUUUGGAAUUGCUACUCCGAUGUCGUCAUUUAGUGAAGAUAGUAGUCGUCUGACCAGCGAAGAAGCCGAGGUUAUUCCUGUGGACAGUAGCACUGAUGAUGACAAACCUUUGAAUACCAUUAGUCGGUCUAAGUUGAACCGAUUGCCUACGAGAUCAAGAGUAAAACAAGAGAUUUCUAUAUAAACAUUUAUAGCAUUUGUAACAUUAGUACCAUAUUAGUAACUGAGCAAUUUUCAUAUGC
Messenger RNA from Spathaspora passalidarum NRRL Y-27907, 1640 nucleotides. RefSeq names its product NAD-dependent histone deacetylase (gene HST3). Gene Ontology annotation, molecular function: NAD+ binding. The record is from RefSeq and is a predicted model, not a curated record. The annotation marks the transcript as partial. The transcript has a single exon. NCBI's taxonomy places the organism in Eukaryota, Fungi, Ascomycota, Pichiomycetes, Serinales, Debaryomycetaceae.